UCUUUUAUAGUGCAAAUGCUGCUGCUGCUAGAAUAGAGGGAGGAGUGCCGACGAGGAGUUUGACGCCGCCGCAGCAGCAGCUCAGGGCGAGUGUGGGGGGAAAAAUGGCUUCUUUGGAGGACACGAGCAAGAGCUUCAGGUUAGAGCGGCAUGGAAGCUACCUUCUCCGCCGGAUCAACAGCGCCAAGGUCGUCGCUGCCUCCUCUCACCUCCUCUUCCGCGCUACCAUCCUCGCCACCGUCGUCCUUAUCUUGCUCUUUACGCUCCAUUACCCGCCGCUUCUGCUCUCGGGGUCUUCGGCCGUGUCGUCGGCCGGGGGCGCCGGCGGGCACUCCAACCACCGGAGUCUCAUGGCGUCGUCUUCAGCGUCGGCGGCCUCCGCGAUUAAUUAUGGGGGAGCUGCGUGGGAGCGGGAGGUUCGGAGGUCGGCGACCCCGCGCCGACAGGAUGGGCUCACCGUGCUCGUCACUGGUGCGGCGGGGUUCGUCGGCACGCACUGCUCGCUUGCGAUGAAGAAGCGCGGGGACGGCGUCGUCGGCAUCGACAACUUUAAUUCCUACUACGACCCUUCGCUGAAGCGCGCGCGGCAGGGGCUCCUCGGCCGCCACGGCGUCCUCGUCCUCGAGGCCGACAUCAACGACGCCGCGCUUCUCACCAAGCUCUUCGACGUCGUGCCCUUCUCCCACGUCCUCCACCUGGCGGCGCAGGCCGGCGUCCGCUACGCCAUGCGCAACCCGCAGUCGUACGUGGCUUCCAACGUCGCCGGCCUCGUGGCCCUGUUCGAGGUAGCGGCCAAACACGCCGACCCGCAGCCGGCCAUCGUGUGGGCUUCCUCCUCCUCUGUCUACGGCCUCAACACCGCCACCCCCUUCUCCGAGAGCCACCGCACCGACCGCCCGGCGUCCCUCUACGCCGCCACCAAGAAGGCCGGCGAGGCCAUCGCCCACACCUACAACCACAUCUACGGCCUCUCCAUCACCGGCCUCCGCUUCUUCACAGUGUACGGUCCGUGGGGCCGCCCCGACAUGGCCUACUUCUCCUUCACCCAGCGGAUCCUCGCCGGGAAACCCAUCAAUCUUUUCCGCCGCCACGACGGCGCCGCCGUGCAGCGCGACUUCACCUACAUCGACGACGUCGUCCGGGGAUGCCUCGGCGCGCUCGACACCGCUUCUCCCAGCACUGGCGGCGGCGGAAAGAAGCGGGGCCCGGCGCAGCUCAGGGUGUACAAUCUCGGCAACACCGCGCCGGUGCCAGUGUCGAAGAUGGUGGGCAUAUUGGAGGAUCUGCUGGGGAAGAAAGCGAAGAAGAACGUGGUGACGCUGCCGCAGAACGGCGACGUCCCCUACACCCACGCCAACGUCAGCUUGGCGGAGCAGGAUUUUGGCUACCACCCGACCACCGACCUCGCCACCGGCCUCAAGCAGUUCGUCAAGUGGUACGUAGAAUACUACAAAGUUCAGACCGGUAAGCAUACUGACUCCAAAAAGAGGGCGGAGGAGGAAGGCGAAGAAACUCCGGCGACGGCGACGGCGUAGUUAAUAAUGGCCGAUUAAUUACUUCAAUUUAAGUGUAUCUACCGUCUUCAAUCAUACAUUACGGUAAUUAAGAUGAUCAAUUAGCCCUGGUCAAUAAAGAGCGAGGAGAAAAGGAAUUGGAAUAAAGAGACAAGAGAGAAAAUAACCACGACGGAGGAAGAAGAAGGAUGAUGUCAUGGUUCCUCUGUUUCUCCCUUCUCCAAUUUCUCUUCCCCUCAAUAACUUCUCUUAUUAUUGUUGUAAUUGUGAAUUAAGGUUGCAAUUGCAUGAAAAUGUAAAAAAAACCACUCACGGUUCUAUAUAUUUUGAUUGUGAUCGAUAUCUUCUUCUCUUUCA
Zingiber officinale is the source of this 1871-nucleotide messenger RNA. Its product is annotated as UDP-glucuronate 4-epimerase 6-like. The transcript has a single exon. The record is from RefSeq and is a predicted model, not a curated record. Bases 105 to 1535 code for a protein of 476 amino acids. Lineage: Eukaryota; Viridiplantae; Streptophyta; Magnoliopsida; Zingiberales; Zingiberaceae.